AUGAAUACAAAAUCAACCAUGUCAAGGACUCCGAUGACGAUGUUCUUUCCCGACGAUCUCAUCAUUGAGAUUAUUACGUUACUUCCUGUUAAACCUCUUCUUCGAUUCAAGUGUGUAAGUAAUUCUUGGAACACUCUCAUUUCCAAUCCUACUUUUGUGAAAUUACAUCUCAAGAAAUCAAAAACAUCACCAAAUCAAAAAUUCACAUUAAUCACUAAUCACCUCAAACCUUUAGAGGGAGAUUAUAGUUUUGAUAGUGAUUGGAGUAUGGUUCCAUAUCCUAUAAGUCGUUUACUAGAUAAUCCGUCGGCUACCUUUAUCGUUGAUUCUUAUUAUCUUUUGGAUAAAGAAUACUCUAUUGCUGGUUCCUGCAAUGGAUUGAUUUGUCUCGUUGGUCAUAAUUUCACUAAUAUGUAUAGUGAAUAUCAAGAGUAUUGGUUGCAAUUAUGGAACCCAGCCACUAGAAAAAUAUCUCAAAAAAUUGGAUAUUUUCGUGAGUUACACAGUUAUGUCUUCAAUUUUGGAUGGGAUGAUUCCGCAGACACGUUUAAAGUAGUUGCAUCACGCUACGUUCAUGAUGGACAUACAAGCGAGGUGAGAGUUUUCACUAUUGGGAAAAAUGUUUGGAGAAAUAUUGAAAAUUUACCCGUGGUUCCCCUUGGUUUGGAGUUGCGUGGGAAACGUAUAGAUAAGGGGUAUGAACAUGGUUGUGUUGUUUCAAAUACCACUAUUAACUGGUUGGCUAUUCACAAAGAUGUCUCGUUCAAUUGGAGUUAUGAUGUAAAGGACAUGACUAUUGAGGACCUUGUUAUUGUUUCACUUGAUCUAGGAAUGGAGACAUACAAAUGUUAUCGGUUGCCUCCCAUAGAGCUGCCACAUGAAGAGCCAAUUAUUGGUGUGUUAGAGGAAUGCCUUUGUUUGUGUUAUUCUUAUAAGAGAACUGAUAUUGUUAUAUGGCAGAUGAAGAAAUUUGGGGUUGAAAACUCUUGGAUUCAAUUUCUUAAAAUUAGUUAUCAUAAUCUUCAACUAGACUACCAUCUUUCAUUUUUGCCAUUGUUUCUUUCUAAGGAUGGUGAUACACUAGUAUUGUGCAGCUCUCAUAACGAGGAAGCAAUUCUAUAUAAUCAGAGAGAUAAUAGUAUGCAGCGAAUAGAAGUUAAAGUGCAUAAAACUAUUAUUGAUGAUGAAACUCAUAACUCUUUAUGCUUGACCAUGGCCCAGGAUUAUGUUGAAAGCUUAAUUUCAAUUUGUUGA
Messenger RNA from Vicia faba (fava bean), 1254 nucleotides. The record is from the annotation of a GenBank genome assembly. NCBI's taxonomy places the organism in Eukaryota, Viridiplantae, Streptophyta, Magnoliopsida, Fabales, Fabaceae.